Camellia sinensis is the source of this 538-nucleotide messenger RNA. The record is from RefSeq and is a predicted model, not a curated record. NCBI's taxonomy places the organism in Eukaryota, Viridiplantae, Streptophyta, Magnoliopsida, Ericales, Theaceae.
AUGUAUGAUUUAACAUCUAUUCAGUCCCUUGAUAGGCAUUAUUUAGUAGUUCCUGUGGAGCACAUUCCAACUGUCAAGGACCUUCAGAGAAGAACCGAAGACUUUUCUUUGGUGAGUCACAUGUUAAAUGUAGGGCAGAAUCUGUUGCACAGAGAUGCACCCCAGUCCAAGCACAGAUUUGGAUUUCAUCAACCUCCUUUGAACAGUGUUAACCAUCUCCAUCUCCACUGUUUUGCACUUCCCUAUACACCAAGAUGGAAACAUAUAAAAUACAUGUCUUUGGGAUGUCUGGGUGGAUUUAUUGAAGCCGAGAAGUUGUUGGAAAGGAUAAAGCCAUUUUCUUCUAUUCCAUCAAAAGUGUGACUUUAUUCACCGUUCAUCUGUGUAUUGGAUUGUAUUUAAUCUCAUUUCACAACUGUAGGUUAUGUUAUAAUCACUUAAGUCAAUAUAUGCGAAUGCUUUUUCCCUUUUAAUAAACUUAAUAGAGAUUGUGAUACGCCUUUGCUUAUCUUAUAAUGAAUUUCUCUUUGUUUUGCAA